AUGGCAGAUUCGUGGCGUUUGAACACUUUGCCAACCGAAAUUUUGAUAUUAAUUUUCGAUUACUGUCAUGCGUUCGAUUUGGUACGACUCAGCGAAGUAUGCACGCGAUUUUACGAUAUCGUGCGCGAAGAAACGCUUUGGGCCAGGAAGAGCAAGCAACCGAUCGUAACGAAUCAAAUUUCGAGGAAAUUUCGUGAAAGGUGUAACCCACUAUUAUGUUUACGGAAAAAAUGGCAUGUCUCGCACAAUUGGCAAUACGGCAGAUACGAGAAGAGGAUCAUCUUCUCGCAGAAAACGAAGUUCAUGCCAUGGAUACAAUUGACCAACAACACUUUAUGGUGGAGCGGCGGAAGUCAAUUGUGCUGUUUCAAACGUUUCGAGUCCAGGCACAAAAGCAAUCAACUUUUGUUCAGAGUUCAUGUCUGCAGCGAUAUAUGCAAGUUCGUUGUCAGAAACGAAUGCAUCGUAACUGGGCACAGAGACGGUAGCAUAAAAUUCUGGACAAAAUCAGGAAGCUACAAAUUUAUAAAUUUCGACUGCAACAUAAGCAGAGCGCACAGUUACGAUAUAAAUGGAAUAGAUAAGACUAGGGAUGCAAUUAUAUCUGGUUCUGGGGACGGAACGGUGAAGGUUUGGAGACCUCCCGUUGGCCAGAACAUCUUAAAUGUACCUUUAACGACUAUAAACAUUACUGACAGGGUGUGGUCUCUAUCUGCCGAUCCAUUGGGCAAAAAGUUUGCAGUGGGUUCAGCCGGAAACAAUAACUGCCCCCCGCUUCACAUAUUUGAUCUCGAAUGUUACAGCCAAUCUGAUAUACUGAAAUACAAUUGGCAAAGGGGGGCAGGAAUAUUAGACAUGAUUUGGGAUAAUCCGCAGAUUCUGCUUACGUGUGGAUAUGACACUUACAUUCGAAAAUGGGAUUUGAGAACUGGAACAUGUGUGUGUUCGUGGUCAGAUCCAACGAAUGCGACUGUAUAUUGUUUAUCGUCGGAUUAUCGGUACAGUAUGGUCAGUGGAACGCAAUUCAACUGCAAAGCUGUUCUUUGGGAUCAAAGACAAAGAGGUUACAUACAAAUCUAUUUCAUGGAUCUAUGCAGAAUGACAAGUCCCGUUUACUGUUUAAGUUUCGAUAGUACUCAUUUAUAUGGAGCAAUGGAUCAGCAUUUAGUUGAAUUUACAUUUUCAGGAUACUCGUAUAAAGAGGCUAAUUACAAAGAAAUUCUUAAAUACUAAUACAAAUUGGAUCGUUUAGAAUGGAUAAAUGUUGAAAACUGUGAAACUUUAGAAGCAAAACUUGUUAUAUACAAAAAUAAAGACAUUCUAGGAUUCGCAUAGACUUAAACACAUUGUAAUUUGGAAUCUUAAGUUGUAGGUUUAAAAAGCGAGUCACAUUGAA
Colletes gigas is the source of this 1396-nucleotide messenger RNA. Its product is annotated as F-box/WD repeat-containing protein 4-like. Gene Ontology annotation, biological process: SCF-dependent proteasomal ubiquitin-dependent protein catabolic process. The transcript has 7 exons. Bases 1 to 1233 code for a protein of 410 amino acids. Gene Ontology annotation, cellular component: SCF ubiquitin ligase complex. Lineage: Eukaryota; Metazoa; Arthropoda; Insecta; Hymenoptera; Colletidae. Gene Ontology annotation, molecular function: protein binding. The record is from RefSeq and is a predicted model, not a curated record.